AAACAGGUGGCGUAUUGCAAGUGCUGUUAACAACAUGAAACGAUGACAAGGUUUCCGCUUUAUUGGAUGUCCUCCCUGUGACUCCCACCAGCUCAGCAGCAACCACUGAUGGCUCUGGAGGAAUCCUCUGUACUGGAGGCACAGCUCAGCCCAGAAGGCGGACGGCAGGGCUCUAAGGUGCCCAACAAGAAAAAGAAGAAAUGGAAAGGAAAGGCAGAGGCAGAGGCACCUGAGGAACCUGAGAAGGAAGGCGAGGUGCCCUUGAGGAAAGAAGCCAAGAUUGAAGACCUCACCAAAGCUGGCCACCAGGCCCUGCAGCUUGGCGCCUUUGGAGAGGCCUUAUCAUGCUUCAAGAAGGCCUUUGCCCUCUCCUUGGAAACCUCAAGUGCUCAGGCCCGGAAGGUGUGUGCUUUCAACUUGGGCGCCGCCUACGUGGAGGCCGGGAAGCCAGAGAGGGGCCUGGAGUUCCUCCUCAAAUCCCACUCUGAGGAAGGUGAAGCCGGGGAGCAUCUCGGGGACCUUUUCUUCAAUGUUGGGGCAGCCCACGAAGGCCUGCGGGAUUUCCCUAAGGCCUUGGAGUCUUUCCGCAAGGCCCAGGAUCACUACCACUCGGUCCAGGCCGGCAGUGAGGCCAGCACCUACAUGAAGAUGGGCUACUGUUACCUGGGCAUGGAAGACCCUUCACGGGCCGCCCAGUGCUUCCAGGAAGCUGGCCGGGCCUACGUGGAAGUCGAGAGCCUAGAAGCCGCCGCAGUGGCCCUCAGCAAAGCCGGCAACUAUAUGCUUCAGAGCGGAGAGCAUGGCGCCAGCGAGAUCGUCAAGGUGUUGAACGAGUGCCGUUUGCUGUGUGAGCAUCUCUCGAACAAAGCUCUGCUGGGAAAACUCUAUAAUGACAUUGGGCUCUGCUUCUCCCAGCUCAAGAUCUUCUCCUUGGCAGCGGAAAGCUUUGAGAGAGCUCUUCCACUUUGCCAAACCGAUGCUGACGGCCGGUGUGAAGAAGCAGUUGUCCUUCAGAACCUUGGGGCUGCACAUAACACCCUUGGGAACUUCCGGAAGGCUCUGGGGUUUCACCGGAGGGCCGCCUCACUACACAGUGCCCUGGGAAACAGGAGAGCUCAGGGACAGUGUUUUGGCAACUUGGCCUAUGCGCUGAGCCAACUGGAUGACCACGAAGCUGCUGGGGAACAUUAUCUUCAUGCACUCCAAGCUUUCAAGGACUCAGGUGACCUUUCAGGCCAAUGGCAAGCUUAUGAAGGGCUUGGGGCAUCACACGCUCACCUGAGAGACCCUGGCAAAGCCAUUUUGUAUUACAAAGAGGCACUUACCUUGCUCUCUAAAUGCCAGGAUGUCUCAGGAACAGCCCAGGAGCGAAUUGUGAACAAACUUACAGAUGCCCUCCAGAACAAACUGUCUAUGAACAGCAAUUUCUUCCAUGGUGGGGGGAUUGUUCCGUCUGCUUCCAUGAAACAGCUUCCUUCAUCACAGACCUCAAGCCAGGUUCGAUUUGCUAUGUUGCCGCAUCGUAAGAAUGAGAGCCUCCCUCCCACGCUGUGCCAUGCCAGCGAAUCCUCUGUCACACAACAAUGCCACCAGGCGCAGCCCAUAGAAGAGCAGUCUGCACCGGCUCCAUGGAACCAGAGAUCUCAGUGGGGGGAAAUGGUAGUCCCUCAUAGCAGCCAACUGAAACCACAGCAGGCUGCCCAUGGAGCAUCAGUGUUGGUUGCUGCAACACAUGGAGACAGGAUCUCCACUCCUGGAAUUCCGAAUGGACGUGCCAUGUUUGUCAGCAGUAGCACUGAAGACACCAAGCAGCCCAUGGGGACUUCUGCCUGUCGCAACCAGACACAGGCUAACAGCAAUCUCAAUGCUUUUCUGCACCUGGAUCCCUCCUGCCAUAGCUGCUUACAGAACAGGAAGUCCCACCAUUCACAACUAACAGGCCCCCACGAGUGUGAGUCUGGUCAACUGAGAGCAAGGAUCUUCGAGAGGUAG
This is a messenger RNA of Lacerta agilis (Sand lizard), 1992 nucleotides long. RefSeq names its product tetratricopeptide repeat domain 24 (gene TTC24). The transcript has 10 exons. The record is from RefSeq and is a predicted model, not a curated record. Gene Ontology annotation, molecular function: protein binding. Lineage: Eukaryota; Metazoa; Chordata; Lepidosauria; Squamata; Lacertidae. Bases 109 to 1992 code for a protein of 627 amino acids.